GGGCCAAACAAAAUCUUUUGUGAAGAAACUUUCUCUCAUCUUCCCAAGGGAGAGAGCAAAUACCAAAAACUUCUUUUUGCGUCUCUCUUCUAACAUUCCUUCCUUGCCGAUAUUUCAGCUCACGACGAGAAAAAUCUCACCGUUCACGCUAUAUACAUCUAUUUGCAGGGAUUUGAUUUCGUAGAAGUGGUUUUGGGAAACACUGAGAUGAGUAAUCAUCACACGGUCGUAUAUGUUAAUGGAUUGGUUCGACCGGUUCUCGCGGAGGCUGAGUAUAGUAUGAGAACAGAGUCUCCGGCGGAUAAUGCAAUUGAUAUCUACGACGGAGAUACUACGGAGAAUGAGGAGGAGGAUUCACUGAUUUCUUCCGCGGAGUGUCGGAUUUGUCAGGAUGAAUGUGAUAUUAAGAAUCUUGAGAGUCCUUGUGCUUGCAAUGGCAGCUUAAAGUAUGCUCACAGAAAAUGUGUUCAACGUUGGUGUAAUGAAAAGGGAAACACUAUAUGCGAAAUCUGUCAUCAGCCAUACCAAGCUGGAUAUACCUCUCCACCACCACCACCACAAUCUGAAGAAACUACUAUUGACAUUGGUGGAGGAUGGAGAAUCUCGGGUUUGGAUUUAGAUGAUCCACGUCUCUUGGCAAUAGCAGAAGCUGAACGUCAGAUUUUAGAAUCAGAAUAUGAUGAUUAUACAGCUUCAGAUACCAGUGGAGCUGCAUUUUUCCGCUCUGCUGCUUUAAUAUUGAUGACUCUUCUUCUAUUGCGACAUGCACUGACUAUACCAGAUUAUUCAGAUAGUGAAGAUGAUGAUCCUUCUUCAAUACUUUCUCUUUUCUUACUCCGAGCUGCCAGUUUUCUUCUUCCUUGCUACAUCAUGGCAUCAGCCAUCAGUAUCCUGCAUCGCCGUAGACAGAGACAGGAAGCAGCGGACUUGGCCACUCGGUUUGCGUUGGUGCUCAGCUCGCGCCAACCUAGACCCGUGAUUAAUUAUUUGUCAAUGGAGCCAUGAUUUUAUAGUUCCACUCUAAGAGUUUCAGGUGUAUAUGCUUUUCAAAUAUUUCAUCAGAAAAAAGAUUCAUGAACUGCUGUUAAAAGAGUGGUUUACAGUAAGUAGAAAGAAGAAUCUCUUCUUCUUCUUCUCACUUCUUGCAAAGCUAUUGAAACUAUCUUUUCUGAUGAAAUCAUUGAAUCAUAUGUGGUGUUAAUCAAGAUUUGGUAGCAACAAGAACCAUCACAAGAUCUACAUGAUGGUCCUUCUGAAUCAGCUUUCUUACAAACAAGGAGUGUCCUAACUUAGUGCAGAGUUUUUUUUUUUACAAGUAUUCGAUUCUAAGAAAGAUUGUGUAUGUAGAUUAAAGAGUUUCUGAUUCUGUAGCAUUAAGAUUUUCAAUAACACUUGAUUGAGAGAUGAGCAUUUCACUUUUUAGGUAAAGAAAAACGAGACACAUAAUUUGUAAUCUGUGUAAAUAAAUUU
This is a messenger RNA of Arabidopsis thaliana (thale cress), 1470 nucleotides long. Its product is annotated as RING/FYVE/PHD zinc finger superfamily protein. The record is from RefSeq and is marked reviewed. Gene Ontology annotation, molecular function: zinc ion binding. Bases 208 to 1005 code for a protein of 265 amino acids. Lineage: Eukaryota; Viridiplantae; Streptophyta; Magnoliopsida; Brassicales; Brassicaceae. The transcript is spliced from 7 exons.